Messenger RNA from Dibothriocephalus latus, 277 nucleotides. Lineage: Eukaryota; Metazoa; Platyhelminthes; Cestoda; Diphyllobothriidea; Diphyllobothriidae. The record is from the annotation of a GenBank genome assembly.
AUUCGCUAUGCCCAACCGCCGGUCGGUUACUUACGAUUCCGAAAGCCUGUGGCCCCAGACCCGGAACCGGACAAAGUAUUCAAUGCUGUACAGAAACCGGACGCCUGCUACCAGGUCAUCGACACAAUGUUUCAGGUGCCGGCUAAGUCUGUCUGUGCUGUCUGUGCUUUGCCUUGCCUACUGCCCUGAAGCCUACCGUCACAAAAAAUUAGGAAGCAAAAUUAUCAGGAUGAUCACCGGUUUUGGGUCCCAACGAGUGCUUAUUGAAUUGGCUUGA